This is a messenger RNA of Papilio polytes (common Mormon), 1815 nucleotides long. Its product is annotated as NCK-interacting protein with SH3 domain. Bases 142 to 1815 code for a protein of 557 amino acids. The transcript is spliced from 10 exons. Gene Ontology annotation, biological process: endocytosis. Lineage: Eukaryota; Metazoa; Arthropoda; Insecta; Lepidoptera; Papilionidae. The record is from RefSeq and is a predicted model, not a curated record. Gene Ontology annotation, molecular function: protein binding; Arp2/3 complex binding.
AAUAUGUCAAACUCAAAUAAAAAUUGAUUUUGAUUUGUUAUCUUACCGAAAAAUAUUAAUAUUUAUCGUAUAGAACCAAUGCAGAAACUUUUGUAACAAUUUUCCAUAUUAUCUUAUCAAAAGCUAGUUACAGCUUCAAAUAUGAGCGACGCGCAAAAUGGAGAAUGUGAUAUGCUCAAAGCUCUGUAUGAUUUCGAAGCAACAUUAGCGAAGACGUUAAGUUUUACAGAAGGUGAAUAUUUUUACCUUCAACAAACCAACACCAAACAGCGAAACUGGUGGCAUGUUGUUAACAGAAAAGGUCAUGUGGGUUUCGUUCCGUCGAAUUACGUGGCCUCAGUCAAGGCAGAGCCAGAGUUUUUUCUGGCGUUCUUAAACGAUUGUAUAAAAAAUCUUAAUGAGAAUCAUACAAUGUCAUCACAGAAACAGGAGACAUUAGCUAGAUUAAUUGAAAAGAAGAAGGAAGCUCAAUUAUUAGUUAAGCCACCAUCUAAAAAGCCUCCAGCACCUAAACCGCCACCACGUUGGGAUGAUUCUACUCCUAAUGGUGUAUCUCCAUCAUUUGACUUGAGGCCUGUUGUUUCUCAGCAACAUGUCUCUGAAGAAUAUGAUGCACCACAAUCUCCAAUAAAAUCUACAGAAAAAACAUUACAAGACAUAGAGGAAGAUAGGAAGAAAAACAAUGUGCCAAAGACUUCUAAUCAGCUCUCUUCUGACACUGACAACCAGGAUGACAGCCAGGACAGUAGUGAGAGCAUAAAACCAAAUGCUAUUUAUGAAAUUGUACAAGCAGUACGCAAGGAAACUCAAUUGAGCCAUGAAAUGUCUAAAGUUGCUGUGGAAACUGUGCUUAUAUCAUUAAGGGAAUUUCUUCCCGGUGGAGCAGCAAGAUCUAUUAUCGAUGCAUUACUUCGUGAAGCGAAUAGCAACAUAACAUGCCCUAAGAAUGCGAUUGACGCCGCGCCUGACGCGCUACGAAUGAUGACAGCACUUAACGCAUUAUCUAAAGCAGCUAACGAUGCACAACAGAGAGGCUGGGCGCUACAUGACGAUGCACAUGAUAUACAAACACAAUUAUUAGAACUUAUAUCUGUAAUGUCAAAUGCAGACAUUAACAUAUCGCAGCAUGUGCUCAGUAGCCAUAGAUAUGCGUAUGUCACUACCUUGGUGCAGUACUACCAGAUGGAGACAAGAUGGCCGCUGCGACAGCUUUUAUUACAGGCAUUCGGUGUGAUGUGCGGGCUGGAGCGCACGGCGCUGGCGACGCUGGCGCUGUCGGCGCUGCCGGCGGAGCUCGCGCGCGACAUGCGCGACAACCCGCGCGCGCUCAGCCGCCUCUCGCACUCCGCGCUGCUGCUCUCCAUGCUGCUCUCCAUGGCCGACAAGCUGCCGGUCACACACUUCGAGCAACUGGGCGUAGAGUUUGCUCAAUUUCUACUGGAUCUGAUUGAAAACCCCCCGGAGACAGACGUGGACGAGCAGAUCCCGGAUCUGUUCCUGACGCUGCUGCUGGCCUACAACCUGCAGUUCGACAACCCUCACGAGAACCUUCUGCUGGAUGCGCUCGAGACUCAAGAUAAUGCAAAAACAUUCUGCGAGAAAGUUCUCCUCUUGUUAAACCGCGAAGAGGACCCGGUGCAUAUCUUCGACCACGAGCCGGCGCCGCCGCACGCCGUGCUGAAGCUGGUCAUAGACCUGUUCAGCCGCAGCAAGACCGCGCACCACUUCUACACCAACGACGUCAAGGUCGCCAUCGACAUCAUCGUGCGCCAGCUCGCCGACCUCUCGCCUGGAGACAACUUAGAUAAAAACUAG